AUGCUUAAGCGGCACGUAAAGUGCCUCGGCUUUGAUCUGGGGACAACGAACUCGUGCGUCUCUACCAUGGUCAGUGGCGUGCCGACCGUCCUUCCCAUGCUCGACGGUUCUCGAACGGUUCCCUCUGUAGUGGGUUACCUGCCCCUGGAGGCCCGCGACACCCCCUUGGUUGGAGCAGAGGCAGAGCGGCAGGCUCUAACUAACGUGAAGAAUACAAUUAAUGCCAGUAAGAGACUUAUUGGUAGGCGCUUCACAGAUGCAGAAGUAAAGCGUGCUGCAAAGCAUGUCUCCUAUGACAUAGUACAGGGACCCAAUGGAGAAGCCAUGAUCAACGUUCCAAACCUUCACAAGUCGGUCAGCCCUAUUGAGGUGGGUUCAGAAAUCUUGAAGUAUAUCAAGUCACAAGUACAGCAGCGGUCGGGGCUCGAGAUAGAGGACAAGCCGCAUGCUGUCAUUACUUGUCCUGCAUAUUUCAAUAACGAUCAGCGGAGAGCAACGGAGUUGGCUGGACAGUUGGCCAAUCUGGAUGUUAUCCGGGUUUUGUCUGAGCCAACCGCAGCUGCACUGCUCUACAACUAUAAUUCCAGCAGUAAUAAGAUCAAAGAGAACGAAAUCUUCGUCGUUAUAGACGCCGGAGGUGGGACGUACGACAUCUCCAUCAUGGAGUGCUCCGGGGAUGGCGUGUACAGUGUCAUUGCAACGGCGGGGGACGGGUUUCUUGGAGGAGAUGAUUGGGACAACGGAUUUGUCGAGUAUCUUAUCGGAGAUAUAGCUGAGACAUUUGCACGAGGAGCCCCAGACACCAAGUCCAUGAAGGCAGCCAUCAUGGAUGCUAUCCGGGCAGACCCUGUCAUGAUGUACACUUUAAAGCUGAGCGCAGAAACAGCUAAGAAGCAAUUCUCAGAAAAGGUCAGCACCGAAAUCAUUCUUCCCGGAUUUUAUGACGGAAAGAGCUACAAGAAGGUCAUUACACGUGAUCAGUUCGAAUUGUUGACAGCCCCUCUUGUUGCUAGGCUCAUCCCACCGUGCAAACAAGCCCUGACAGACGCUGAUUUGACACCAAGAGACAUCUCUAAGAUUCUUUACGUUGGUGGAACCACCAGGAGCCUGGCACUACAGAGAAAGGUGAGCGAAUUCUUUAAGCAAAAAGGGCUUACAACGAUGAACCCCGACGAAUCAGUGUCUCUAGGUGCAGCUGUGCAGGGUGCAAUUCUUAAUCACGAGGUUAAUAGCAUCCUACUCCUGGAUGUAGCCCCGCUUUCUCUGGGUUUAGAAACGCUGGGUGGUAUCUUUUCCCCCAUCAUCAAGCGCAAUGCAACCAUUCCUACAAGGAAAACACAGACAUUCACCACAUCAGAGGACAAUCAGCGAUCGGUCAAGAUUAAGGUCUUUCAAGGAGAGCGCGAGAUUGCGUCACAGAACCAUUACUUAGGGGAAUUCGAGCUGGACAAUCUUCCACCAGGCCCGCGCGGUUCUCUCAAGAUAGAUAUUAGCUUUGAGGUAGACGAGAAUGGGCUGAUUCAUGUCAAGGCAGUCGACCAGGACACGGGUGUCCAACAGUCAAUAAAGAUUAACAAUGCCUCUUUAUCCCAGGAUGCUAUCAAUGAGAUGCUUAAGGCUGCUGCGGAGAACAAGGAGGCAGAUAAACGCGAGCGUGAGAUCUUUGAAUACAGUAAGGAGCUAGGUGGUCUCAUUGCUGGUUUGAAGGAGGCGCUCCGGGAGCACAAGGAUCUCUUGUCCAAAGAUAUCGUGGAGAAGGGAAACCGAUUGGUUACCCAAAGCUCCGAUUUUCUGGCGGAUGCCGAUGACCUUGCGAAGCGCAAAUUGAUUGAUUUACUGGAGCUCAAGAAGUGCAGGGACCGAGCUCACAGACUGAUGCUCGAGAUGGGCAAGUCACUGGAGGGACGCGCCACUAGCACGUAA
Messenger RNA from Giardia duodenalis, 1923 nucleotides. Its product is annotated as Chaperone protein DnaK HSP70. Gene Ontology annotation, molecular function: ATP hydrolysis activity; heat shock protein binding; ATP-dependent protein folding chaperone. The record is from RefSeq and is a predicted model, not a curated record. NCBI's taxonomy places the organism in Eukaryota, Fornicata, Diplomonadida, Hexamitidae. Bases 1 to 1923 code for a protein of 640 amino acids. The transcript has a single exon. Gene Ontology annotation, biological process: cellular response to unfolded protein; protein refolding. Gene Ontology annotation, cellular component: mitochondrion; cytoplasm.